Durotheca rogersii is the source of this 4116-nucleotide messenger RNA. RefSeq lists its product as uncharacterized. Gene Ontology annotation, molecular function: protein-macromolecule adaptor activity; cytoskeletal protein binding; ubiquitin binding. The transcript has 4 exons. NCBI's taxonomy places the organism in Eukaryota, Fungi, Ascomycota, Sordariomycetes, Xylariales, Xylariaceae. The record is from RefSeq and is a predicted model, not a curated record. The coding region runs from base 146 to 3649 and encodes 1167 amino acids.
UCUCUCUCGACCGCCCGCCUGCCCGACCGCCUAUCCCCUGAGGCCGUAUGCGAUCCCGCUAAGCUUCUUUACCGUACGAUCGACCCAUCUACCGCGGAUCUUGACGACACCCCCUUCUUCCCCCAACCCCCUUUUGUCGUUCAUCAUGGGAUUCUUGGGUGUUUACAGGGCCAUAUACGACUAUGCGCCUCAGUCGGAAGGGGAGCUUUCAAUACGCGAAGGUGACAUCCUUUAUGUUUUGGAAAAGAGCGAGGACGACGACUGGUGGAAGGCUAAGAAAAAGGCCAGUGCCGAUGAGGAUGAGCCUGUUGGCCUAGUGCCCAACAAUUACGUGGAAGAGGCGCAACCUGAGGGCCAGGCUCGUGCCUUGUACGAGUACACACGCCAGACCGAUGAAGAGCUAUCCUUCCCUGAAGAUGCUCAGCUGCGAGUUUUCGACACGUCGGACCCCGACUGGAUCCUUGUCGGGUUUGAGAAGGAUUACGGCUUCGCUCCGGCCAACUACAUCGAGAUAGGCGCCGCCGCUAUUACCCAACGAAAACCCGAACCGGUGCGUGAACCAGAGCCCAGUCCAACACCCGAAACUCGCUCACUGCCUGAGCCUCCGUCUUUGCCUGCGCGGCCUCCUGUUUCGGCCGAGCCGGAAACGUCCCGGAGCCCGCCUCUUCCAGCACGGAACCUGCCAGCAGAACCUGCGGUAACUCCGCCGACCCCGACGGGCCCUGCUACGGCUCUAGCGAACGUUAUGCAGAAUAGGAGCUCUACUCGCGCGGCGACGCCUGCGCCAGUAACUUUGCCGCCCCGCCAACAGUACCAUUCUGACGAUUCUGAUGGCGAGCCGAGCCCGGCGCUUCCCGCCCGGCCACUAUCUCAGCCAAUUCCCUCCAAUGGCCAACCUACUACCUCGGUUCUUCCACAACGGUCCUCCAGCCGCCGUGAUUAUCCCGACGAAUCGUACCCCUCGCAGUCGAGCCGUAUCGCGCCAGGCGGUUUUCACAUGUAUAAUAUCAAUGAAAUGGUAUCUGUGAUGGGAAAGAAAAAGAAGAUGCCGACGACACUCGGCGUCAAUCUCAAGACUGGGAUUAUCCUAAUUGCUCCCGAGCGUGCCCAGGACGGCCCCACGCACGAGUGGACUGCCGACAAGAUGACCCAUUACUCGAGAGAGGGAAAGCACGUGUUUCUCGAGCUUGUUCGGCCAAGCAAAAGUGUUGAUUUCCACGCGGGGGCAAAGGACACGGCGGAGGAAAUCGUCAGCGCUCUGGGCGAGCUAUCGGGAGCCAUGCGCGCCGAGGGGCUACGGGAGGUUAUCAUGGCUGGGACUGGCCAAAGCAGCCAGAAAAGGGGCCAGGUUCUCUACGACUUCAUGGCCCAGGGAGACGACGAGGUAACUGUCGCUGUAGGGGACGAGGUCCUCAUCAUCGACGACACCAAGAGCGAAGAAUGGUGGCAGGUUCGGCGUCUGAAAAAUGGCAAAGAAGGUGUCGUUCCGAGUAGCUAUAUUGAAGUCGUCGGGACGAUCGCGUCGUCGGCCCCCGCCGGAGUCAACGCCGGGCGAUCCACUGUGGCGCAGAACAGGCUAGAGGAGCAGCGUUUGACGAAAGAGGCCGUCAAGAAGGAUCCGAGAACAGCAGAGGUAGGGCCUGGGAUGCGUUUGCCCGCAAGAAAUAGCAGUUUGUCAGCCGGGAACAAUGGUAACACUUCUGGGCAACAGCGAAACAGACACGAAGGCGGCCGAGCAGAAGGCGGCCGCUCUAGUUCAUCCAAGCCUAAACCCGAUAUGUCCAAGCUGCGAACUUGGACCGAUCGUUCCAAGUCCUUCAGCGUAGAAGCUCAAUUUCUCGGCCUCAGGGACGGAAAGAUCAACUUGCACAAGAUGAACGGGGUCAAGAUCGCCGUCCCCGUGGCUAAAAUGUCCAUCGACGACAUCGAAUACGUCGAACGAGUCAUGGGGAUCUCCCUGGACGAAGACAAGCCUCUGUCCGAGGUGAAGCGCGCGAAAACGGCAAAGGCUGCUGCGAACCGGGAGGCUUCUAACAAAGUUGGCGCCACCAUCGAGCCGACGAAAUCAGAUUACGAUUGGUUCCAAUUCUUCCUAUCGUGCGACGUAGCUGUCGGUCUCUGCGAGCGUUACGCCCAAGCAUUCGCCAAAGAUUCCAUGGAUGAGAGUGUUUUGCCAGAUGUAGACGCUAGUAUACUGCGAAAUCUUGGUUUGCGGGAAGGGGAUAUCAUCAAGGUCAUGCGUUACUUGGACAAGAGAUUCGGCCGGGAAGGCAAGAGGAGGAACGUCAACUUCGCCGGGGACGACGACGGAGACAACGGUUCCGCCGGCGGUCUCUUCUCAGGUCCGGGUGGAACACUUCGAAACAACACGCGAAAAGGUCGUCCCGCUCCGGCUGUUCAAACCAACGACACUAUAGAUCCCAAGGCGUUUACUCAGCAGAAGGAUAGCAGCGCCCAGGAUCCAGAGCCGCCCUCGCCUACAGUGGCCCGCUCGAAGGCCACCGACAAGAAUAGCGGCGGAUUUGAUGACGACGCUUGGGACGUGAAGCCAACCAAACAGCCAGAGCCGGCAGAGGUGAAACCGGCGCCGGCCCCUGAACAGAAGCCGUCAGCACCCAUUCAAACUCAGCGACCGCCAACGCAGGCCAUGCAAGAACUUUCUCUUCUGACGGCCCCGUUGGAGCCGAGUAGACCGCAACCUAACACUACGACGGCUGCGAUCGUCCAACCACUACCGCUACCUCAACUCCAACCACAAGAGCCCCAACCACAACUCCAGCCUCAACUUCAACCCCAACUCCAACCUCAAGGCGCAACGCCGGCUUUCUUUACAGGCAUCCCUCAGCAACAGACAGGCAUUUCACCGACGGCCGCCGUGGCGGCUGCACCGGCUCAGCCUCUGAACCUUGGCCUUGGCAACCGGUCACGACCCAUACCACCUCAGGUAACCGGGAGCCAAGGUGCCCUGAUGCCGCCGCCCCCAGCGCGGCCGUUGUCGGCACCACAUUCGGUCCAGCCAAGCGGAUUUGCGCCGCCUCCACUACAGCCUCAGACGACGGGUAUCGCGCCUCUAGGGCAGAGUCUGCACGAGCUUAACCAACAGCGCAUACACCAACAGUACCUGGGGCCUUUCCAGGCACAGCCAACCGGGCAGGGACUAAUGCCGUUCAACGCGGGUGCUGGCAUACAACACCAACCCGGAUUCGGACCCGGUCAGUUCAUGCAACCCCAAAUAACGGGGAUUACCAUGCAAAGCCCGUUCGCAGACCCUCGCCCACAGCAGUUUUCCCCCAUUCCGAACCAAUCUACCGGGUUCCCGGCCGCCUUCCCGCCUGGCCAGCAAUUCCCGCAGCCGGGCGGAAUCAACUCCUUCCUGCCGCCCGCUUUGGAGCCUCAGAGGACAGGAAUCCCGUCGAUACAACCGCCGCUGCAACCACAACCCACUAGCUUUGGCGGAUUUGGGCAGGGUUUCAACCCCGGCAUGAACAGCAUAGCCGCGCAACAACCGCCGGUGGCUCCUCUCCUCCCCCAGAAGACCGGACCAGCGCCCCCAGUGCGUUUCGGAGUCGCGGAUAAGAUUGCCCCCCAGCCAACCGGCCGUCGCGCAAACCUCUCACAAGCAACGCCGGAGAACCCGUUUGGUUUCUAACCAUCCUCUGCCGCGCCGGUUUUCCUUUCUUAGAUACGAUGCUCCGGCCAGCGGCCCGGAAUAUCAUGGCCUAGUGUACAUCGUGCCGCUCUAGAUAUAGCCAACGCUGGCCUUAUUAUUUACGUUUUGCUCUAUACCCAACGCGUCGUGCACGCGAACUUCUACGUAACGCAGCUCCGCGCUACGCAGUGCCGGGACGCAUUGUCCUAGGAUCAUCGCAGAGAUCGACACGCGUGUUCCUAGGUAGCCAAAGCAAAGCCAGUCACGGGGGUUAGAUAGAAGAGGGAUGCAAGACUAGCCGGAUAGGGGAGUAGGAGAGGAGAGGAGAGGAGAGGCUACCUGGACGCUUCCGUCCAAGUAGAAUGUACGGUCCCUGUUAGGUACACGCACACACACACAUAGUGUUACUAUUUUACAAAUAAUUUGUAUACCUCUUAUAGGAGCGUCUAUUUCGCGACCAAGGCGAG